Messenger RNA from Prosopis cineraria, 918 nucleotides. Its product is annotated as glutaredoxin-C9-like. The record is from RefSeq and is a predicted model, not a curated record. The transcript has 2 exons. Lineage: Eukaryota; Viridiplantae; Streptophyta; Magnoliopsida; Fabales; Fabaceae. The coding region runs from base 49 to 792 and encodes 247 amino acids.
UUCGAGAAGCCUUCUCUUCUGAUCUCAUCACGUAAAUGUGAGCAAAGGAUGGCAACAGAUAUGCAAGAGCUUCAGUGUUUGCGUACAAAAAGAAACUCAUCAUCUUGCAGUUCCGCCUGGAAAGAUUUAGAAGGUAACGACAACAUUUCGCAGUACACGAGCCUGAAGGACAUUUUAGAUCAAUCGCCGACGAGGAGUUUCUCCUUCUGUUUGGACGCGAAUAAUGAAUUUGACCCUUCCAAUAUAACCAUAAAAAACGAGCUGGUUAGGCGCGCUGCGUCCGUUUACCUGCAAUCGUCAGCCUUCUUGAUCCCCAGAAACGAUAAUUGCUUGCCGGCGUUCUGCGAUAAGCUCAAGAGCAGGGCAGCUUCCGUAUAUUCGUGGUGGAGGCUUUCUGCCCUGAACCCUAUCAGGGCCUGUGUCGUUAAAUACUCCCCUGUUCCCAUGGACUCCGCCAGAGACGUCCCUGACUCUUCCCGCGACAUUGUCCACCACCUCGCUUCCACCAACGCCGUCGUCGUCUUCAGCUUCACCACCUGCUGCAUGUCCACCGUCGUCAAACGUCUCCUCUUCAGCCUCGGCGUCGGCCCCACCAUCGUCGAGCUCGACCAGCAUGCCGCUGGCCCUGACAUCCACGCCCUCCUCUACCGCCUCUCUGACUCCCACCACCCUCCCGUUCCCGCCAUCUUUAUCGGCGGCAACUUCCUUGGCGGCGUCCAGACCCUCAUGGCCUCCCACAUCAACGGCACCCUCGUUCGUCUUCUCAAGGACGCCGGAGCUCUCUGGCUCUGAUUCACCUCCUCUUUCGCUUCCCCAUGCUUCUAUAUAUACUAAUAUUAUCGCCCUCUUGCCUGUUUAUGUUCCUGUUUCAUUCACACUAAUUUAGCUCUCCGUUCCUUGCUGUUAUAUAGAGUGAAC